AUCUUCCCUCGAUCUUGUUCCUAAUCCUACCGUUCAUGGUACUUAUAAAUAAGCCAAUCGAUCUUUACGCCAAAGAAAUUCUAAGACGACCGACAAAAGAAAACUCCAAAACAAUACACCGUUGAAGUUUGAACAGAUCGAGAACAAUGGCAACCACAAGAUUAUUACGUACGUCUAGGCCUUUGCGUCUUGGUCUUCCUUCUUCAUCGUCGUCUUCUUUGUCCGCGACGACGGUGAGGUGUGUAAGCGCGGCGGGGUUUAACGGAGAGAAGAGGGUUUCUGGGGAUAAUGAGAGGAAACCGAUGGUGGCCGUGAAGGCCUCGGUGGCGGCUUCGGAGAGCUUAAUUACCUCUAAACCGCAAGUCAAUCGGGGACUGCUGGAUUUGGCUUCUCUACCGGCAAUUGCUAGCCUGGCUGCGGUGUUUUUGUUAAGGAUGGCUGUGAAACUGAAGCCACGAAAAUUACUCGUCCAAAUGUUCCUUGAAAGGGCCAUAAUUGAUUGCCGAUUCUUUACAUUCAUUGCUGUUGCCGGAUCUUUACUCGGUUCGGUGUUGUGUUUCGUUGAGGGUUGCUUUAUCAUACUAGAGUCAUAUUUGCAGUAUUUCUAUUCGACGUUGUCACGAAAAUUGGACCAAGAGCAUAUGGUGCACCUACUUAUUGAAGCACUAGACAUGUUCCUUGUAGGAACCGCCAUGCUUACGUUCGGGAUGGGUUUGUACGUCAUGUUUGUUGGAACAAGGAGUACGAAAGGAAAGGGGCCAUGGCUUUCCGGGUCAAACUUGUUUGGACUAUUCUCUAUGAAGACACUUCCAACAUGGGCUCAGAUGCAAUCAGUUUCACAAGCCAAAUCGAAAAUCGGCCAUGCUGUGAUGAUGAUACUUCAGGUGGGAGUGUUGGAGAAGCUAAAGAGUGUAAAUUUGGUAACUGCGGUGGAUCUUGCCUGUUUUGCCGGGGCUGUGCUAAUAUCCUCGGCCAGUAUCUUUCUUCUCUCAAGACUCUCUGUCGACUGAAGUAGUAUGGAAGAUUCAUAUACUCAUCUAUUAUAGGCCUAACAUAUGUAUAUGGUUCAUCAAUAUCACUCAUUCUUUUAUUAAUUAGUAUAACUGUAUAUAUAUAUAUAUAUGCUGGCUGCUAUAUAUAUAUACUUUCUAGAGAAAGUAGGGGGAUCCCUCAUCCCUGCAUGUAUAAGUAUAUUAAGAGUUAUGUAAGAGUUAGAAUAUAUGCAGAGAGGAAGAAGAAGAAGAUCGAGUAGUCUUUAGGCCCUUUGCGGAUAUUAAUUAAUUGUAGUUUAAUUUCCUAUUAUAUAUCAUAAAUGUUUCAUCAUUAAUUAAUUACCAUUAAGGUGUGUCAUGUGAGCAAUGCAUGCACAUAAAUGUAUUAUGUCGUACAAAUUGUUGAUUUGGAGACCACAGUGUCGCUAGUCUUUGAGAAAGUUUCAAAAUCACAUUUUUAUCUCA
Molecule: messenger RNA, 1457 nt
Organism: Alnus glutinosa
Lineage: Eukaryota; Viridiplantae; Streptophyta; Magnoliopsida; Fagales; Betulaceae
Exons: 5
Coding region: 147-1010 (287 amino acids)
Source: RefSeq, a predicted model, not a curated record